Molecule: messenger RNA, 5977 nt
Organism: Condylostylus longicornis
Lineage: Eukaryota; Metazoa; Arthropoda; Insecta; Diptera; Dolichopodidae
Gene: Mcr
Product: CD109 antigen
Exons: 10
Coding region: 277-5523 (1748 amino acids)
Cellular component (GO): extracellular region
Molecular function (GO): endopeptidase inhibitor activity; protein binding
Source: RefSeq, a predicted model, not a curated record
UUGAAUUGACGCAAGGCGGGUGUGCUGUUAUUUUAUUUUUACUCGGAAUUUUCAAACAAAAAAAAAUAUAAACAAAAUGAUAUUUUUAAAAUAGUUUUUGAAUAUUUAGUUACAAAAGUUAUUUCGAAUUAUUUAAUUUUAGUUUACGUAUUUUAAUGAUUUUUUUUUUUUAUAAAUUUAUGUUGUGUUCAAGUACAAUAUCUAGUUUGUGUUUAAGAUUAGGGCGUCAACCUGCUAAGUUUACAUAUUAAAAUUGUAAAAAGAUUUACAAUUAUCAUGGACUAUUUAAUUUUACGAAAUAUUAUUUUCUUGGCUAUUAUUUUAAGCGGCAUUCAAAACUCUAAGAGUCAAAAUGACUUCAAUACACCAACGAAUCCUUAUUUGGGAGGAAAUAGAAAUGAUCAAACAAAUACAUAUUUAACUAAUCAAAUUUCAAACGUUAAUACUAGAAAGUAUGAUGCAAAAACAUCUUAUAAUAGUAAAAAUCAAUUUUUAGAUGCAAUUUCUAAACAAACUACAUAUUUUGUGGUUGCAUCGAAAACUGUUCGACCCGGUUUAAUAUAUCAUGUAUCUGUUUCAAUUUUGUAUACUGUUAAUCCAGUAACGGUGCAUGCUAGUAUUUCAAGAAAUGGUGUUGAAAUAAGUGGAGAAUCCAAAGAAAUGAAAGAAGGAAUUCAGGAAACUUUAUCAAUGCGUAUACCGUCAACUAGCGUUACAGGAAAUUAUAAAUUACGGGUAGAAGGAUUAUAUAAUAAUGUUUUGGGUGGUAUUGCUUUUUUAAAUGAGACUAAUUUGGAUUUUUUGCAAAGAUCAAUGACCAUUUUUAUUCAAACUGAUAAACCAUUAUAUAUGCAAAAUGAAAUUGUACGAUUUCGUAUAAUACCAAUUACAACAGAAUUGAAAGGAUUUAAUAGUGCUAUAGAUGUGUAUAUGAUCGAUCCGAAUGGAGUAAUUGUAAGACGAUGGCUGUCGAGGCAAUCAAAUAUAGGUAGCGUGAGUCUUGAUUAUCAACUUUCAGAUCAACCAUCUUAUGGUGAAUGGACUAUUCGUAUUAUAGCACAAGGACAAAUCGAAGAAGGGCGAUUUUUGGUUGAAGAAUUCUAUCAAACACGCUUUGAAGUAAACGUAACAAUGCCAUCAUUUUUCUUCUAUAAUGAUAAAUACAUUUAUGGUAAAAUUAUGGCAAAUUUUACAUCAGGUGCACCAGUAAAUGGCAAUUUAACUUUAAAAGCCACAGUACGUCAAAUUGGGUGGUUUGAUACAAAAAAAAUAAAUGAAAGAUAUCGUUUAGGGCAUCAUUUCAGCAAUUAUAUCCCACGCAGAUAUUAUGGAUAUAAUUCUGCUGAUGCCUAUGGUAAUCAACAAUACGGUAAUCAGCAAUAUGGUAAUACAUAUGGUACACAAAAUUAUGACAAUUACGGUAGCCAAAACUAUGAUGGUUAUGGUAAUCAAUUUUAUCAGACAGGAAAUCAGGGAGAUAAUUACAAUCAAUUCGGUAAUAUUAAUCCUACAGAUACAUCAUCAGUUAAUCCACAGGAUCAAGAUUAUUAUUCGAGACAAAAUCAAUAUAUGUUUGAAAAAUAUUUUGAAUUCGAUGAAAAUUGGCCGUUUUGGAUUCAAAAACCUUACACUGAAACUUAUGACAGAUGGACUGGGACCUAUAAAAAUUCUUUACCUUACCUUAGAUUUUUCAAUGGAACUUAUGAAUUUCGAUAUCCAAUGCAAGAAAUAUUACAGCUAUUACCAGAUUUUCGUAAUGGAGUUGAAAUAAUGUUCACUGCUACAGUAGGUGAGAAAUUUUACGAUGAAAUAAUUUCAGGAUAUGCAAUCACAAGGAUCUAUAAUUCCACAAUAAAACUACAAUUUUUGGGAGAUUCUCCUCAAGUCUUUAAACCUGAAAUGCCACACACAUGUUAUAUUGUGGCUGCUUAUCACGACGGUAGUCCUUUAAGGACUGAUCAACUUUAUCGAGGUCAGUUGUCAGUUGCGGGAUAUGUUGAAGGUUUAGUUGGAGGUAGAAGAGAUUUCCCAACUAAAAUUUUGAAAAUGUCAGAAAACUCUGGAGUUUGGGAAUUGUUAAUUGAUCUCCGAUAUGAUUUAAACAUUGAAAAUAAUAGGAAUGGGGAAGAUGUAUUAACUAAUAUACAAACAUUAAAAUUGGAAGCCACUUUCAAUGAUGGUACAGGGGAAUUUGUACGAGCAGAAUUAAUGCUACUGAGUCAUUAUUCUCCAAAAAAUCGUCACAUUAAAAUUAAUACAAGUACCAAAAAUGCCAAAGUUGGAGAAUAUGCUAUUUUUCAUGUUCGUACCAACUUUUUCAUGGAAACAUUUAGUUAUCUAGUAAUUUCAAAAGGAAUAAUAUUAGUAAGUGGUGAAGAAACUAUUACAGAAGGUAUCAGGACAAUGGCUAUUGCAUGCAGUUCUGAAAUGGCACCAGUCGCUACAAUUGUUGUAUGGAAAGUUAAUCAAUAUGGUUACGUUGUUGCAGAUUCUCUUACUUUCCCUGUGAAUGGAAUAUCCCGUAAUAAUUUUACUGUUUAUAUAAAUAAUCGCAAAGCAAGAACUGGAGAGAAGGUUGAAGUAGCUAUAUAUGGAGAUCCAGGUUCUUUUGUUGGUUUAUCUGGAAUUGAUAAUGCUUUCUACACUAUGCAAGCUGGUAAUGAAUUGUCGUAUGCUGACAUAAUCAAAAAAAUGUCAAAUUUUGGAGAAGAAGGAAAUGGAACUUAUGCUUAUACAUGGCGUUACCACGAAGGUACACCAGAUCGAUUGGUUUAUUAUCCAGCAUCCAGUUUUGGAAUCGAUGCGAAUCGAACUUUUGGUUUUAAUGGUUUGAUUGUAUUCACAGAUAGCUAUGUUCCAAGAAGAUACAGCAAUUGCGAUUUUCAGAUAGGAACGAAAGAAUGUUUAUCCGGAAAUCGUUGCUAUGACGCAAAAAAAGAAUGUGACGGCUAUUACGAUUGUGAUGAUGGAACAGAUGAAAUGAAUUGUAAUUUCUUUAAUGAAACUGCUUUAAAUGAAUAUAGAAAAUAUAGGUUUAAUCGCAUGCGUCGUCACUAUGAAAAUGUUUGGUUAUGGAAAGAUAUUAAUAUUGGUCCGCAUGGGCGUUAUAUUUUCAACAUUGAUGUACCAGAUAUUCCAGCUUUAUGGAUGGUUUCGGCCUUCAGUUUAAGUGGAGGCAAAGGCUUUGGUAUGCUUCACGAUGCUAUAGAAUAUAUUGGUGUCCAACCGUUUUAUAUAAAUUUGGAAAUGCCUUCAAAAUGUCGACAAGGAGAACAAGUUGGCUUGCGGGUAACCGUUUUCAAUUACAUGACAACACCAGUAGAGUGUACUGUUGUUUUACAUGGUUCACCUGACUACAAAUUUAUUCAUGUAGAAGAAGAUGGUAUUGUUAGAUCAUAUAAUCCAAGAACAUCACAUGGAGAACAUCAAUUUUUCAUUUACUUGAAAUCCCAAGAAUCAAGUACUGUGUAUAUUCCAAUUGUGCCGACUAGAUUAGGAGAAAUCGAGGUAACUGUACAUGCUGGAACAUUACUUGGCACGGACACAUUGUCAAGAAAAUUGUUGGUUGAACCAGACGGUUUAACUCAAAACCGUCACCAAUCUAUUUUGCUAGAUUUAAGUAACAGAGCUUACGUUUUGCAAUACAUGCAUGUCAAUAUUACAGAAACUCCAAUAAUACCAUAUCAAGUUGAAAGAUAUUAUGUUUUUGGUUCUAAUCGUGCAAGACUAUCUGUAGUUGGUGAUGUUGUAGGUCCCAUAUUUCCAACAAUGCCAGUUAAUUCAACUAGUUUGCUAAAUUUACCUAUGGAGUCUGCUGAACAAAACAUGUAUAGUUUUGCAACUAAUUUGUACACUAUAUUAUAUAUGCGCUUAAUUAACCAAAGGAAUAAAGUAUUAGAAAAACACGGAUUCCAUCAUUUAAACAUUGGUUUACAAAGACAAUUAAGUUAUUUACGUCCAGAUGGUUCUUUUUCGCUUUUCCGAUCUGAUUGGAAUAAUUCUGCCUCUUCAGUAUGGUUAACCGCUUAUUGUGCAAGAGUCUUCCAGGAAGCUUCCUUUUAUGAAUGGGAAAACUUUAUAUUUAUCGAUCCUUUAAUUAUUCAGAACAGCAUACGAUGGAUACUGCAACAUCAAACGCCUGAAGGCUCGUUCUAUGAAGUAACAUCGUUCCCAGAUCGUAAAAUGAACACUUCAUAUUUUGAUUUAAAUGAGAACUCGAUAAAAUUUAAAAACAUAACUUUGACAGCACAUGUUUUGAUAACUCUAGCUUCUUCGAAGGAUUUAUCUGGGUCUUUAGGCUCUCAAGUCGCUUUAGCGCAGCAAAGAGCAAUUAUAUACAUUGAACGGAAUAUGGAAUAUUUAAGUAAAUCACAAGAGCCGCAUGAAUUAGCAAUUGUGGCUUAUGCACUAAUGUUGAGUAGAAGUACUUCAGCUGAACAAGUAUUUUCAUAUUUGGCCAAGCAUGCUAGAUAUUUAGGAGAAUUUGUUUACUGGGGACGGGAAGAAGUUCCACUUCCUCCAACUAAGCUAGAAAAUCAAAAAUAUUUUUCACUUCCAAGGUUACCUUAUGAAUUUGAUUCCUUAAACAUUGAAACUACAGCAUACGCCUUGUUAGUUUAUGUAUCUCGUCGAGAAUUUUUCGUAGAUCCUAUAGCCAGAUGGUUGAAUGCUCAACGUUUAACUGAUGGUGGCUGGGCUUCAACUCAGGAUUCUGCUAUAGCACUAAAAGCUUUGAUAGAAUAUACCGUUCAUUCACGUUUAAGAGAAGUUUCAUCUUUAUCAGUAACGGUUGAAGCAACUUCUUUACCAGGAGAAACCAAAGUUCUUACAAUAAAUGAUGCUAAUUUCGGUCGCCCACAAUUUAUAGACAUUCCAAAUGCAUGGGGUACGGUUAGGGUUCAAGCAAAAGGUGCUGGUUAUGCUAUACUUCAAAUGCACGUUCAAUAUACAGUUGAUAUAGAACGUUUCCAAACAAAACCACCAGUUCCCGCUUUUAGUUUAGUUAGUCGUGCUAUAUUCCAGGGUAGAAAUCAGUCUCAUAUUUUAUACAAAACUUGCCAGAGUUGGGUGAACGUAAAUGAGUCUGAUCGUUCUGGUUUGACGGUUUUAGAUGUAACUAUACCAACUGGUUAUUAUAUACAACAACAAAAAUUGGAUAAAUAUGUUCUAAGUAGAAAUAUAAGAAAUUUACAACGUGCAAAAUAUAUUGAAAGCGAUAGCAAAGUUCUAUUUUAUUUCCAAUAUUUGGAUCGUGACGAUGUAUGUGUUGACUUCACAGUUGAAAGAUGGUAUCCGGUGGCUAAUAUGUCACGAUACUUACCUAUAAGAGUUUAUGAUUAUUAUGCACCAGAGCGUUUCAACGAAACUAUAUUCGACUCACUACCUACGUAUUUAUUAAAUAUAUGUGAAGUAUGUGGCAGUUCCCAAUGUCCAUAUUGUACUAUAUACAAUAGUGGAUGGACUGUGAGACUGUCUAGUUUUAUUUUAUUAAUUACAUUUGUUCGUUUGUUGUUAUUUCGAUAACUAAAAUUAAAAUUAAGUUUUAAUUAAAUUAAAAACAGAAAAACAAAAAAUGCAUGAGAAUAAGACCAAUGAAAGAAUAUUGAGUCAAAAUUCAAUUUUAAAAGUUAAUGAAAAUUUGUUUUCUUUUUUAUUUGAAUUAUUAUUUUAAUGUUAUAAUUAAAACAAAAUUUUUUUAAAGCAAUAUAAAUUACAAAAAGAAACAUUUCUAUAAAAAUUUUUUUAUGUUUCAAAACAAUAAUGUGUCUUACAAAAAAAGUGUCUUAUUAUGGUCAAACCGUCCAUUUAGAUUUAAGCAAAACAUGUAAUAAUAAAGUCAAACAUUGAAAUAUAUUUUUAAUAAGAAAUUAAGAAUCUCUAAACAUAACAAAAAAAUAUAAAACAAAAGGAUUAUAUAAAUUAAACUUUUCAUUAUAAUCACAAAGUUUAAUUAAUAAUUACAUAAAAGUUUGAUAAU